UUGGCCAAUAGACUUGAAAAUUCAUUCAUUAAUUUCAUCCACUAGUUUAACACUUGGGUGGUAUUUUGACUCUCCCAAACAAUUUUCGUAUCAUUCACUACACAAUAUAUAUAUAUAACUAACUAAAGCACUUAGGCUAUCUCACCACUCUUCUCUUUCUUUUUCAUCCACUUCUCUCUUUGUCACUUGCUUCACUACUUCAACUCUUCCUCUCUAAUGGAAUUCUCCGAGGACUCAAUCGAUCGGACUUUGGUGUUCAAAGGUAAGCGCAGUAAGCGGCCACGGCAGUUCAUGGCGGUGGCGAUGGUUACUUCCACGUCAUCAACCGCUGCCGCCGACGACAGCGCUGGUGGUGGUGGAAGUGGCGGUGAUGGAGGUGAGGAUGUUUAUAAUUACUCAUCAUCGAUGCAGUAUUCAUCAUCAACUACUUCAACUACUCAAAUUUCGACGACGAGCAGUACAGAGGAAGAUGAGGAUAUGGCGAAUUGCUUAAUUCUAUUAGCACAAAGUGGCCGAUGCCAGAAAUUACAAGUGGAAAGUACUGAACGUAAGAUGGUGAAAAUCAGUAGCCGGAAAUUUACAGAAAUGGCUACAACAACACCCGGAAAAGCAGGGUUCUAUGUCUACGAGUGUAAAACUUGUAACAGAACGUUUCCAUCUUUUCAAGCACUUGGUGGGCAUAGAACAAGUCACAAAAAAAUCAAAACCGAAGAGAAAAAAUCUACUGCUGAUUCUGUUUCACCUUCAAUCGAUCAUCAUCAUCAACAACAACAACAAGAGGAGAAAAUCAAUCGGAUUGUAACCGCUCCUACUCAAAUAGUCAACAAAGGUAAUUCGAAUUUACAUAGCAAUUUGAUCAACAAGCAGCCAAAAAUUCACGAGUGUUCAAUUUGUGGGGCGGAAUUCUCAUCGGGUCAAGCUUUGGGUGGUCACAUGAGAAGACAUAGACCACCAACAAUUACAGCAACAAACACUAAAAUCACUGUUGAUGAAACAAGUAACAACACUUCAGAUAAUUUAUCACACGAUGAUGAUCAGAAUUCGAAAAAGCCAAAGCUCUUCUUAUCGCUUGAUCUGAACCUGCCGGCGUCACCGGAAGAUGAUCAUCACCGAGAUGAUAAUAAUAAUUUUGAAUUUUCAGCUAACCAGCAAAGUCUCCUCUUCUCCGCUGCAGCUUUGGUGGAUUGCCAUUACUAAUUAAACUGAAGUGAUCAGUUUUACUUUUUUUUUCUUCUUCUUAAUUUUGUCAUUACUAUAAUUUUUAGAAUCAUUGUUGUUGCUAUUUAUAAUUGUCAUUACUAUAUAUUCUUCAUAAAUUUUAUUGUAGAUUGUGUAUAUACAUAUCCAUUUUUGGAGAACAAGUUGGUUUCACCAA
Solanum lycopersicum (tomato) is the source of this 1375-nucleotide messenger RNA. RefSeq names its product zinc finger protein ZAT5-like. Lineage: Eukaryota; Viridiplantae; Streptophyta; Magnoliopsida; Solanales; Solanaceae. The record is from RefSeq and is a predicted model, not a curated record.